Naegleria gruberi is the source of this 1881-nucleotide messenger RNA. RefSeq lists its product as uncharacterized. The coding region runs from base 1 to 1881 and encodes 626 amino acids. The transcript has a single exon. NCBI's taxonomy places the organism in Eukaryota, Heterolobosea, Eutetramitea, Acrasida, Naegleriidae. The record is from RefSeq and is a predicted model, not a curated record.
AUGAACGAGAUUUUAUCAGAGCGUGUAUUCAUGUCUAUUCUUAACCUUACAAGAUUCAAACAACUAACAAAUUUAAUUAUGAAAAAUCCAUCUAAUAAUAUUAUUAAUAGAUUAGUGGAUGAAUGUGGAUUGAGAAGUAUCUAUUUGGACUUUUUCGGUGAAAAAGAUAUUUCAUUUGAAUGGAGUAAUUGGGAAAAAUACUUUUCCAUUGAGUCUCUUAAUAAUUUACAUGUUUUACACAUUUCUGGAUCUGUUGGAAAUCCUAUAGGUGCAUUACAUCAUCUAACAAAUUGUAGAAUAUUAAGCCUAUCUCAAAAUAAUGUAUUUUACAAAGAUUCCUUACAAACCAUUAUGAGUAUGAAAAAACUCACUCACUUAUGUCUUACUAAUUUUAAUAGUAGUGAAAUACCAAAGGAGACUCUUUACAUUAUUUUCUCAUGUUUAGGGGAAUUAUAUGAUUUACAAGUUUUAGAGUUGAUAUCUGAAGUUGCUUUAGAACUGAAAAUAGAUUCAAAGGUUGAGAAAUCUGUGAGUUCAACAAAAAUUCAACAGCUUACUCUUAUAGCACCAUCAAUUAAUAUUAUUGAAGAUACAUUAACACAUUCUAAAUUAUUUUUCAAUCACUUGCAAGUUUGUCAGUAUAUUUUUCUUCCAAUUGGUAAGGCAAGUUCCAGGUUUUUCGUUCCCUCUGUAGAUAGAUUGAACUUAGCUUUGCUGUCAUCCUCAUUUCCUUUGAGUUUGUUUUCUAAGAUUUCAAUAGAUACAUUAUACAUUUGGAAAGAUACUUCGUUUGAAAUGAUUGAUUUGUGUUAUUCAAAAUUAUUUAUUGGUUCUAGAUUUAAGGAUGAUAAAAAAGUUGGUAUAGAUAAGGUUUUUACGAAUACUUGUUUCAAAAUUACCAAUUCCAAUUUUUCAUAUAGUCAUGGAAAGCAAUUUGAAAAUCUUCAAAGCUUGAUUAUUGAUGGCUCUUCUCAUCUCUAUAUAGAUGAUUUGUUAAACGCACUUUCCAGUGCGAGAGAAACACUGAGCACUUUGAUAAUGUCUAGAUGUGAAUUUUAUAAUAGUAUAGUAACAAGUACAAAAUCAUUAACUUUUACAAAAUUGAAGGAAUUUAGGUUAUGUUCAGUAUAUCCUGUAUAUUUCUUAAUGGAAAAUUUAAGGUUUAAAGCACCUUUGUUAGAAAUUUUAGAGAUAACUGAUUUGUAUCAAACGGAACCGGAAACACUCAUCAAAUUUAUUUCAGAAUCUUCUAUACCAUUACACUCUUUAAAGGAAUUCAAGCUCAAAGAGGCUCAACUUGGAGAUCAUUAUUUGUGUGAAUUAUUUCAAAAAGUUCUUCCAUCACCAAAUUUAACUCAAGUGGAAGUUUGUAGUGUUGGACCUAUUACCAUGGAUGGUUUACAAUUACUUUCACAGAUACCAGAUUAUAAUCUUUCGAAAAUAACAAGUUUUAGUUUGCCUAGGUUUGAAGUGAAACCCUCAAAAUUGGAUGAAUAUUUCCUAUUCAUUAGAAAGCUGAAUAAUUUAAAAGUGUUGACUAUUAAUAUUGAAUCUAUAGACAUUUUAGUUGAUGUAUUAGAAAGGAUAUGCCAUGAUGUAAACAAUUUGGAAAAAUUGAAUAUUGUCCUAUCAGACAGACUCAACAUUAAAUCAACCUAUCAGAAGAAUGACAAAAUUAGUUAUGCAAUUAAGAAAUUAAUUUUAUCCAUGUCAAGUUUGAAGAGAAUAAUUCUGGAUUGGUCACCAUUUGAUAAUGCUCAAUUAGAAGACUUUAGAAAAUCUAUUAGAUCAAGUGGAAAACAGCCACCAAAGCUUGUUUUUCCACUCAGUUCUUUGAAUAAUUACAAAACAAAUUCUAAUUCUUCUUGUGAUAUUCAGUAA